Hyaloscypha bicolor E is the source of this 1975-nucleotide messenger RNA. Its product is annotated as MFS general substrate transporter. The coding region runs from base 268 to 1866 and encodes 532 amino acids. Gene Ontology annotation, molecular function: transmembrane transporter activity. The record is from RefSeq and is a predicted model, not a curated record. Gene Ontology annotation, cellular component: membrane. NCBI's taxonomy places the organism in Eukaryota, Fungi, Ascomycota, Leotiomycetes, Helotiales, Hyaloscyphaceae. The transcript has 3 exons. Gene Ontology annotation, biological process: transmembrane transport.
GAACAGCUUCUCAAACCUGUCCAAUGGUAACAUCCCGUUGACAUCGGUGAUUGUAUGAAAACAGUUGGACCGGAAUAUGCCUGUCUGUCUGAAUGCGGGGCCCCACCAAGUCGAUUGUUGAGGUGGAGGUGAACCAACGAUUCUAGAGCUGACAGUGGGAGGCUGCGGCCGAGAUGAAGUUGGUUAUAAUACAAGGCGAUGCCUCCCUCAUUUUAACCCAUCCAUACGAUCUGCUCAUCAUUAGGGCCAUUCAAUUUUGCAUUCAAAAUGACGGCUUCACUUGAUAGUCCUAGUCAGCACAAUGCUGUAUCGACCCAAGACCAUGGCAAGACCGCUUCUUCGGAAGACCUCAGUGAGAAGGGUGUUGUUGCAAACGACGAAUUUGCUCAGGGAAAUGUCGUAUCCAGCAAGCACCACGACCCCAACUGGGCUGGCGAUGGAAUCAACACUUCCCGUGUUGAUCCCGCAAAGACUCUUCGCAAAAUGGACUUGCGCUUGAUUCCCAUGCUGGCAGCUUUGUAUUUACUCUCCUUCCUCGACCGUGGCAACAUCGGCAACGCCAAGAUUCAAGGUCUCCAGACCGACCUCAAGCUCACCGGGUCCCAAUACAACCUGUGUGCGACGAUCUUUUUCUUCACCUACUGCGCCUUUGAAAUCCCAUCCAAUCUCCUUCUCAAACGCUUCAGACCGUCAAUCUGGCUUCCGAGCAUCAUGGUUGCGUGGGGGACAGUCAUGACACUCAUGGGACUUGUCAAGAGCUACCACGGACUUCUGGUUGCUAGGAUAUUCCUUGGCGUCGCCGAAGCUGGUCUAUAUCCUGGGGUUGCCUACUACCUAACGAUGUGGUAUUGCACCGAGGAGCUUGCGCUUCGCCAAGGCCUCUUUUUUAGCGCAGCAAGUGUGGCCGGUGCUUUCUCGGGACUUCUGGCCUACGCAAUUGCGAAAAUGCAUGGCGUUGGUGGCCUUGCUGGCUGGCAAUGGAUUUUCAUUCUGGAAGGUCUUUUAACAGUUGUUGUAGCUGUCUGUGCCUUCUUCAUUCUUCACGAUUUCCCGGACACUGCUGGGUUUUUAAGCGUGGAAGAGAAGGCUUGGGUUGUCCAUCGACUGAAGUAUCAGGGAAGUAAGAGGAGCGGAAGAAAUGUGGCUGAGACAGAGCACUUCGAAUGGAAAUAUGUUGUCAAGGCACUCACCGACUGGCAGCUAUAUCUCAGUCUCCUCAUGUACUGGGGUAUUGUCUGUCCACUUUACGGCAUUUCGUUGUUCCUACCUACCAUUAUUAAACAACUCGGCUAUACUUCCACUACUGCUCAACUCUUGACCAUCCCAAUCUACUGCACCGCUGCAGUUCUCGCCAUCAUCGUGUGCUGGUCGUCCGACAAAGCUGCCAAAAGUGGAGCCUCACGAUGGCCGUACAUCUUCUUCCCAAUGUGUGCCAUCCUUGUCGGCUUCCUCAUGGCUUUGGCCGGCUCUGCUCACGGCGGUGUUCCCGGCGUCGUCUAUGCGGGAGUCUUCAUCGCAACCUGCGGCAUCUAUCCUGCAUUUCCAGGUAACAUUACUUGGAUCAGCAACAACCUUGCAGGGAGUUACAAACGUGCAGCUGGGAUGGCAUUCCAAAUUGGCCUUGGAAAUCUCGGUGGCGCUAUGGCCAGUAACUUUUACCGAAGUGUUGACGAGCCGAAGUAUUUGCUUGGUCACGGAUUGGAAAUUGGGUUUGUUACAUUGGGAUUGUGUGCUUGUGUUGCUUUGAGGCUCAAUUACGGGCGUAUAAAUGCGAAACGAGCGCGAAGUGGAGAGGCAGAAGGUCUCACGGAUGAGCAGCUUGCUGAUCUGGGUGACAAGAGCCCAACGUUCAGAUAUACUUUGUAGGGUAAUAUGAGUUCAUUGUAUUGGAGCAGGGCUGGAUUUCAGUCCGAUAUUGUCCCAGUGUGAAACUGGUAGCAGUGUGGGAAAUGAGUAGAGUAGAGUAGAGUAGUGG